AUGGCGGCGGUGGCUCCCAUGGACCUGGUCACGAUGGGCGACCCUGCCUCCAUCCCCCUUCGAUGCACACUCUGCCCCAAGAAGCCCAACUUCUCCGAUCUUUCCCAUCUGCUCACUCACAUUUCGUCAAAGAGCCAUCUCGCUCAUCGCUUCAAGGCUGAGCUGAAGGCUCGUGACAACCGAGCGGUUUUAGAAGAAGUCCGGCAAUAUGACAACUGGUGCGAGCAGUAUGGUAUCAACGCUCUCCUUGCCGAGCGCAUGGCUGCGAAGGAGCAAAAGAAAACGGGUAGACGCACCAGGCAUUCGACUGUGUCGAACAAAUCCGAUGCUGGCAACUUGGACCAUGACUUGAUCAAGGCUGAUCCUGAUGAGUAUGCGGAGUCGUUGUCCGUGGUGAAUCAUUGGUCUGGAAUGCCGAGCUCCUUCCAAGAUAUACAUCGCGGGCACUUCGAGAAUACGAACGGCUCGGGCUACCCAGCCGAGUUUCUGAAGCGCUCUCGGUCAGACUAUUCGAUUCCCACCACCCCAGAGAACGCGGCACCCGCCAAGUACUACCGGAGGUGGCCCUCGGAGACGGGAACCACGGACAGUGUCCCUGUUUCCGAGAUUCCGUCGGAGACCACCGAAGGCGAUGACGAGAAUGAUAUCAACAAACUUAAAGGCGUGAGGUUUCCCGGCAUGGGGCUUUUCGACUCCGCGGACGAUAUUCAAAAGAGGAUGCGCAAUCAAAGGAAGGACGAUUCCGUCUUGAAGCAAAUGGAGGAGACUUCAUCUGGCAUCGUCCCAAAUGAGUUUGUCUGGGCGGAGGAUGGCGAGUUUCAACGUGUCCGGGAUAUUUACGCUACUCCUUCAGUCGAAGGAAGCCCGGACCGUGAGUUCGAGGACUCCGAUGUCCCGAAGCCCAAGCGAGGCCGCCGUUCCUCAACUGCUACUACAACAUCGGGGCCUGCACGCAGGUCCUCGAGCAGACUCACACGCAGGGUAGCGUCCCGCACUAGACGCUCUCAGGGUGGUGCUAGCGAGAGAGGUUCAGGACCCGGCGAGGGCUACGAUGUCUUUCGUGACUCUCCAAAGAGCAAUCCUGGUAGGAGGACUGGGGGUGCCCCGUCACCUAUGUUUGCUUCUCAGUCCUCCGUGCCGAGCAGCAAUUAUUUUCAACACCAGCACGCCAUGGGGGCCGGCACGUUCAACCCGCUGUGUGUUCAGGGCCGGAACGGAUAUUACAACCCAUACGGUUAUUCGAACUUUGGCACCGAGGCAAAGCCGUCGACUCCCAACUUUCCCACUCUCAACGCCAUGAACUUGGGCGGUAUGGCAUUCAACGGCUUCGCUGGUACUUUCGCCUCGGAUUCAACCCAUGAGCGUGUUGAGCAGGACUUCGACCUCUAA
Messenger RNA from Dichotomopilus funicola, 1389 nucleotides. RefSeq lists its product as uncharacterized. The record is from RefSeq and is a predicted model, not a curated record. Bases 1 to 1389 code for a protein of 462 amino acids. The transcript has 4 exons. NCBI's taxonomy places the organism in Eukaryota, Fungi, Ascomycota, Sordariomycetes, Sordariales, Chaetomiaceae.